CGGGGGCGGGAUCGGGGCGGGGCGGAGGCAUCUCCCUCCCAGCACAGCCCCCUUAGCUGCCCCGAGCCCUGCCUGCGCCCGCCCCCGAAGCGGCGCGGGACGCCUGGCGCCGUCCGCGAUCCGCAGGGCUGCCCGCUUAGGCUUAGGCCCGGCCCGCUGGCAAAGCCGAGCCGCAGCAUUUUAUUUCGUUCGUGGUUUCCGCACAGGCUGGAGUUUCGUGGGUUGGGUCGUACUUGGGACCUCGGCGAAGAGGACCCGUUUAUUUUUUUUUUUCUUUCCAAAAUGGCAGCCUCCAGUCGCGCACAAGUGUUAGCUCUGUACCGGGCGAUGCUGAGAGAGAGCAAGCGUUUCAGCGCCUACAAUUACAGAACAUAUGCUGUCAGGAGGAUAAGAGAUGCCUUCAGAGAAAAUAAAAAUGUAAAGGAUCCUGUAGAAAUUCAAACACUAGUGAAUAAAGCCAAGAGAGACCUUGGAGUAAUUCGUCGACAGAGUCUCGCCCUGUCACCCAGGCUGGAGUGCAAUGGCACGAUCUUGGUUCACUGCAACCUCUACCUCCCGAGUUCAAGCGAUUCUCCUGCCUCAGCUUCCCGAGUUAGCUGGGGUUAUAGGCGCCCGCUACCACGCCCAGCAUGUCUGAAGAGGAUCUAGGUUGAGGCUCUAAGAAGAAUAAAACAUCAGUUUGAAAAGACCGCCUAUUAGAGAAACAUGAAUCCUGCUAAAAUUGAAGCAAGAAGAAACAUCAAACUUAUGGUGAAGUUUGGGUGGAAGAAUGGUGAAAUCACUGAUGCUUUACACAAAGUUUAUAGGCACAAUGCCCAAAGAAAUCAGCAGUUUACAAAUGGGUAACUCAUUUUUUUAAAUUCUUUUUUUUUUAAAUACUUUAAGUUCUAGGGUACAUGUGCACAACGUGCAGGUUUGUUACAUAUGUAUGCAUGCCGAUAGACUGUUUUUUCCCCAGACUCCCCUCCUCUACUUUCUCUCUGUUCCAGUGUCCCCUUUCCAAUGGGAUUAAGUCACGUACACAGGGUCUGCAGCAGAGACAGCACGCAGUGGGCCCUGGGUGUGCUGUUUGGAAGGGCUGUGGCAUAGAAGAGCCAAGCCUCAAGAUCAUGGGACAUUUGAACCUAUGACGUCAGAAUACAUCAACAGGUGUUUUGAUGUGAGUUUUCUUCCGGACCAUCACACUGUUGUACUCUUAUGUUUGCGCUCACCCAUGAUCAAUAGUCAUGGCGCUGUGAAGUCAGGACAGUAAACAGUGGCCCAUGGCUCUGUGUGGGGUGAGGGGCCGGCGUGCUGGCAGGAGGCCUUUAUGAUCCCAGGCAAGUCCUGACUGUGUCUGGCUGGCUGCUGCAGGACCUUUCACCAUGUUUACCUUUGCUCUGCUCCCCAGCGGACGAUGGUUGAUGUCGCAUUUCCAAACAGACUUCUACUUUGACCUCAUGCAGUGUGACGGUGAAUAGACAACAGAAUUGUAAGGCAAACACCUGUUUGUAAACAGAGAGAAGCCCAACCACCCUGGUCAAAAUGAAUGAGCCCAAGCCUAAAAUCAAUCAGAGUGUGGGCAAGAAGGUUGCCUUUUUAAAGGAAAAAUAAAACUUAGAGCCUGUUUUCCAUAAGCAUGUGCUUUCCAUAGCACAUUUAGCACUGUGAUAAAUGUAGGGUGUUCUUGUGAGGAGAUUUUAAGUAUGUGAAAGUUAAUUUAUUCCUGCAAUCUUCUCAUAUCCAAGCCUUAACAAAUGAGUUCUCACAAAGUUGAAAUCAUCACACUAUAUAUGUAAUCUUUUUUUCACUAUUAUGAUGGCUAAAAUUCCUCAACACAGAUUGUUUGCUACAAACUGGCAUGGGAUUUGUUUUAAUACUGCUUACUUUGUGUGUAUCGUAACGCUUAAAAACGAUUAAGAUUUGUAACUUUUCCUUUUCCUAAAUAUAAAGUUUUCCACCAAAACUACAAAAAAAUCCAUUAGUUUCCCUGCAUGGUAGUCAGUCUUUAUAAAACAGUCGCCAAGCCUUGCCUCCUGGUGUUCACACCCUUCCCAUAGCCCAUGUAACCAACAGGAGGCUGCAGAAGUGGUAAUGUACAACUUCCAAGGCUGAGUCACAAAAGACACUGAGCACUCCCCCAGCUCUCCCUUGCUUUGAGGAAGCUGGCCGCCAUGUUGUGAGAACACUCAAGCAGCCCUUCAGAGCCAACCAGCAUCAAUUUGCCAGCCAUGUAAGUUAACCUCCUUGGAAGCGGAUUUAAGACUCUGAUGGCUGUAGCCCUGGCUGACAUACUCACUGCAACCUCAUGAGAAACUGAGCCAGAACCACCCAAAUAAAACAUUCCCCAAUUCCCUAACCCUCAAAAGCUGCACGAUUGUAAAUGUUAACUGUUGCUAAUGACAUACUAAGUUUGAGGUAAUCUGUUACACAGCAAUAGAUAACUAAUGUUUUCUGUGUACAUAAAUAUCUAUAAAUGCUUAGGAAGGAUCUAGAAAGAUGCACAUGGGGAAUGUGGUGAACUUGGAAGAGGUGGAGUAGUAGCAAAGAAAUUAAUACUUUUGUCUGUAUCACUUUAAUUUUUCCUCCAAGUGCAUAUAUGUAUGUUUCAAUGAUAUAAUUAAAAAUAAAUUUAGGGGUUCACUGCAGUAGCAACCCCGGGUAAUCCUUGGAGCUGGCCUGAGAGACAAAGACAUGUGGAUCCCAGUGGCCGGAUUUCCUCCUCGGCUGAGGCUCUCCGCCUUGGGGGGCGCUGGUCACUUUUGCAUUUUAGGGUCUGGAGCGGCGACGCGAAAGCACUUGCCGGCGAGGAACCGCCGUGGCCUGUCUGACUCCUCUCCGCAGCUGUGGCCGGAUCCGGAUUUCAGGAACUCACCAAGGAGGUAAUAAACUCCAUCUUAGACUUUAAGCGUUACGUAACCAAUCGGAGAUUGGCUGAGACCCUGGCGCAAAUCGUAUGGAGAAAACAAAAUAGACCUCCACACCUAUUGCUGCAGUGCAGUCCAGGUCCUGGAAUCCUGACUCAGGCAUUACUUGAAGUUGGUGCCAAAGUGGUUGCCCUUGAAAGUGACAAAACUUUUAUUCCACAUUUGGAGUCCUUAGGAAAAAAUCUGGAUGGAAAACUACAAGUGAUUCACUGUGACUUCUUUAAAAUAGAUCCUAGAAGUGGUGGAGUAAUAAAACCACCCGCUAUGGCUUCUCAAGGGCUCUUUCAGAAUUUGGGAAUAGAAGCAGUUCCUUGGACAGCAGGCAGCCCUUUAAAAGUAACUAGAAUGUUCUCAAGUAGAGGUGAAAAAAGGGCCACUUUGGAAACCUGCAUAUGACGUAUUCCUGUACUUCUAGAUAUAAAUUUGGAUGAAUAGAACUAAAUAUGUUUAUUGGUAAAAAAGAAUUCCAGAAACUAACGGCAGAUCCCCGAAACCCAGACUUGUAUCAUGUAUGAAGUGUUAUCUGGCAAGUAGCUUGUGAGAUUAAGGUUCCGCACAUGGAGGCUUGGUCGUCAUUUGAUGUAUACACCCAAAAUGGGCGGCUGGAAAACCCAAAGCGUAGGGAAUUAUUGGAGCUAUUACAACAAAAUCUGUAUCUUACUCGAAUGACUCCUCAUGGAAAUUUAUUUACCGAGAACUUAACACCUAUUAACUGUAAUAUAUUUUUUCACAUGUGAAAGCACUGUUUCGGGAGGCGCAGUGGCAAUCUAAUAGACCACUUAGGUUCAUUGACUCCACUUGGUGCAAUGGAUAUAUUGAUGCAAAUAGGAAAAAAGGAAGAAGAGAAAAUAACUAACAUGUACCCUCAAGCCUUCAAAAAACUUUUUGAAACUAUAGUGUUCCAAAGAUUGUGCUUAUAAAUGGCUAUAUGAUGAAACCCUGGAAAAUAUGUAGCAACUAGACUGUCGUUUUUGGUGGAGCAGUUUAUUUAUUUGGAAACUAUGACAUGAAAACCAAAUUUGAAAGCUCACAUCCUUUCAGCAGAAGAUAACUGUUCUUGUUUUGCACAUGACACGUAGAUCAUUUCUCCUGAAGUUGAUAUCAUUGGCAUAUUGGAUGAAACAGUGGUUGCUAUUUUAUUCACAAUUGAAUAAGGUGAAAACUUCAAUUAAUUGUGGAUUUGAUCAGAUUGAAUUCCUUUUCAGAUUCCUAUUUAAAUAUUUCACUUUCACUGUUGCUGAUUUUUGCAUCUUCUUGAGGAGCAAGAGUCUGUACAUUAUUAAGCUUAGAAAGUAAACAAAACUGAUUUACUGAUUUGUUUUGCAUUUCAGUUUGUCGAAAUGUAUUGUCAAGUACUAUAGAAUGAAAUUGUUUAAAUUUUAAUAUGAUUUAAACUUUUUUAGAAAUUAAAAUAUUUUAAAUAAAAAUAAAUAAAUAAAUGUAAAGCCAAAGCUUGGAAGCAACGAAGAUGUCCUUCAGUAAGUGAAUGCAUAAAUAAACUGUAGUAUAUCUAGACAAUGGAAUAUUAUUCAGCAGUAAAAAGAAACACACUGUCAAGCCACAAAAAGACAUGGAGAACACUGAAGUGCAUAUGACUAAGUGAAAGAAGCCUGGAAAGGCUGUAUACUGUAUGAGUCUAACUAUGACAUUCUGGAUAAGGCAAAACUUGGAGAUAGGAAGAGCAGUAGUUGCCAUGGUUUAGGGUAGAGAGGGAUGAGUAGGCAGAGCACAGAGGUUUUAGGGCAGUGAAACUAUUCUGUAUGACACUGUAAUGGUGGAUACGUAACAUUAUUAAAACCCAUAGGAUGUGCAACACCGAGACUAAGCCUUGAUGUAAACUAUGGACUUUAGUUUAAAAUAACGUAUCCAGCUAGAAGAGCACAUUUUAAUGUUCCCAACACAAAGAAACGAUGAAUGUUUUAGGGGAUGGACAUACUUAAUUCCCCUGAUUUGAUCACUACACUUUGUGUACAUGAAUUGAAAUACCACACUGUACCCCAUAAAUAUGUACAAUUGUGUUUCAACUAAAAAUAAUAAUAAGGCUAGCCACAAUGGUUCACCCUUGUAGUCCUAGCACUUUGGGAGGCUGAGGCGAGAGGAUUGCCUUGAGGCCAAGAGUUCAAGACCAAUCUGACCAAUAUAGUGAGACCCUCGUCUCUAUAAAAAAAAAUUUUAAGCAAAAAGUUAAUUAAAUUUAAAAAAUAUAUGAUACAAAAGAAUGUAUCAAUGUCUCAUCAGCUGUAACAAACACAUUACAUUCAUAUUCAUUGUUAACAGAGCAAACAGUGAGCUUGGGUUGCUGAGGGGUGUAUGGGAAAGCUGUACCUUCCACUCAAUUUUUCUGUAAACCUAAAACUGCUCUAAAAAUAAAACAUAUUAAUUAUUUUUAAAAUAAAAUAAAAUUUAAAAAAUGACUACAGACAAAUAGACAAACAUAGAUAUCACAUCUCAUUUGCCAUUCAGGGCUUGCUGGAAUAGGAACUUUUCCGAGCUAGGUGGGAAGGCUGAUUCAUUUGUCACCCUUAUUUCUGCCCCCACCUUUUUUUUUCAGCCAGCAGAUGGGAUAAAAUUUCAAAAACCUUGACUUUGGAAUAAAGAACAUUCUAAAACCUGGGUCCCUUACAAGCGUGUAUUGUUAGAAACAGGCUCCCAAAAGCCAAACACAAGUUGAGAAUGGGCUCCCAGGAAGUGCUAAGAGGCUCUGGGGACCCAACAGAUGUGGAAGAACUCAGCCGUGAACCUCACUGCAUGGCUUUAGGCCACAAGACAGGCAGCUCCCACUGGAGCCACUGCCCCUGGCCUGGCAAGUCAAUCCCUUCGCCCAGAGGCCUAGUGUGCCCAGACAGUUCCUGGGACCAGCGCAUGCCACUUUCUGGGUCAGGUUCCCGACAUGCUGGGGUGAGCAGAGAGAUGAACAGGACUGUCCAGGGUCUGGGGAAUGGGGGCAGCCUGAAGAGGGGCUGGGUGGGACCAGGCUGGGCAGGGAUGAAGGCUGAGUCUGCUCCCGGGAGAUGGCUCCCCAACUGUGGUCCACGGUGGCACCCACAUGUGAUCUGUUGGGGGAGGAAGCCACACACACCAGGAGCAGUGCCUCUCACUCACUGAACAAACAUCACUCCAGGCCAAGCUCAGUGCUGGGGAGACAUAGGUGAACAAGCCUGGGUUCCAGGGAUCGGGAGCUUCUUCCGGUGGGGUUCAGAUUGUGUCAGAAUAAGCAACCACACAAGGGUGUAAGUAGCGUCCCAUGGCGACAACUGAUGUGAAAAAACCAAAGCAAGGGAAGGAGACCAGGAGGAUAGGCCUGGGGGAGGGGCCAGGUAGGAUGGGGGUCGGGAAAGGCUUGUAGGGCUGGAAAUGGGCGGUUGGCUAACGUGCCUUCCAGGGACUCCAAUCUCCCCAGAAGAGCACCAGGUCCUCCCUGAGGGCUACAGUGCAUCCGAAAAGCCCAGGGUCAGCCAGGUCUCGGUGCACAGAAUGCUUCAUGAGGACCAAGGCUUUAGUCGGUGGAUGAAGUGGCCGUCCCGUCUGUGCCAGUUUCAGUGCCUACCUAAAAAAGAAAAAUCAAAGCUUGCUGCCCAGUUUGCCCCA
Molecule: messenger RNA, 6494 nt
Organism: Pan troglodytes (chimpanzee)
Lineage: Eukaryota; Metazoa; Chordata; Mammalia; Primates; Hominidae
Gene: LYRM4
Product: LYR motif containing 4
Exons: 4
Coding region: 283-648 (121 amino acids)
Biological process (GO): iron-sulfur cluster assembly
Cellular component (GO): L-cysteine desulfurase complex; mitochondrion
Source: RefSeq, a predicted model, not a curated record